Drosophila pseudoobscura is the source of this 8134-nucleotide messenger RNA. RefSeq names its product wide awake (gene wake). The record is from RefSeq and is a predicted model, not a curated record. The coding region runs from base 411 to 5873 and encodes 1820 amino acids. Gene Ontology annotation, biological process: establishment of mitotic spindle orientation; regulation of establishment of bipolar cell polarity; signal transduction. Gene Ontology annotation, cellular component: spindle. Gene Ontology annotation, molecular function: protein binding. Lineage: Eukaryota; Metazoa; Arthropoda; Insecta; Diptera; Drosophilidae. The transcript has 14 exons.
CUUCGAAUCAGUUACAUCGGAACUUUCAAACCCAUUUAAUAAACGCGCGCUAUCAAACGGUUCGCCGAAAAAGUGUUUCAAAAAUUGUUCGAAUCUAAAAACAGCAGUUAAAUGGUUUAAGUGAAUUCACACAGGAUGAUGAUUGUCAAAGUAAUAGGAGAGCAAGUGUAGCACAAGCCCACCCGCCAGCAGCAUAAGCCAAAAGUGAGGGCAAGACCAGGACCUACGCCAGGAGCAUACCAAAUGUCAGUCGGCAAGUGCGCAAGUUUUCCUAGACGGCACUGCCACGGCAGCAGCCCAGCUUGAGCCUUUGCAGCCGACACAGACACAGACAGUGAAAACUUGCCACCAGCAGCCUCGAGCGAAGGAGCACCCACCACAAGAGCAACAACAACAGCGGCCACACAGAGAUGGAGGAGACUGCAGCAGGAGCUGCGACGAAGAAGAGUGGCACCACACUGUCCGUGGAUCGGGCCGCGUUCCUCCUCCUGCGCGUCCGGAAGGCGUUCAAGAAGAAGCGACAGCAGCGAAAAGAGCGACAAGCCCAGCAGAGCAGCGCCGCUGCGGGUGGCAGUGCGAGUGGCGUUGGCAGCGGAGGCGGCGGCGGCGGCUCUGGGUCCCAAUCACGGACGGGCAGCCGCAAGCUGCCGCCGCCAUUGUUACGGUCGCGCACCCUGCCCGCCAUCAUUGUGCCAGGACUUCCGGUCGUCUCGCUGCACACGGAUAAGCAGACAUUUCAAUUGGAGGAGCGACUGUUGGGCAGCAAGAGCCGAAGUGGCAGCGCCAGUGGCCAUCGCUGGUCACUGCUCACCCGUGCCGGACACAGCGGCGGUGGUGGUGGUGGCACCGGCUGCGGCACCGGCAGCGGCAAUCCUGGCAACACCACCAGUGCCACAAGCGGCAGCAACAACAACAACAACACGCAUCUGGCCAACAACAACAACACACUGAUGGUCAAGUCAUUGAAUUUGCCAAAGGAUGAUACCAAUCUGGUGUAUCGUCGCAAGUCCUCGGGCAGCACACCGCAUCACCACCAGACCACGCACUCCACACUGCAGCAACAGCAACAGCAGCAACAGCAACAGCAGCAGCAGCAACAGCAUCAGGUGCAACAUUUGGGGGACAGUUCGUUGUUCCAGCUGUCGGAUGAUUUUGAGUGUCAUGCGGAUGGCUCCCUGCUGCUCAGGAUCCCGGCCCCACAUGUGGUGGCAGCGCGUGCCUAUCGUCUGGCAGCCAGAAAGCGUGCCGCAGCCACCUCGGAGGCCUCCACACCGCUGGCCAGAGAGCACACCCUCCACGAACUACCGCUGGCCGAGGCAUCGGCAGCAUCUGGCUCUGGCUCUGGCUCGGGCACGACCUUCACUCGCCUGGCUAAACUGCUGCAUCAAUCAAGUGGCUUCUCCGGCAGAUCCAAUCUGCAGCCGCCGCCCGGUGACACCACGUCUGUGAGUCUGGGACUCGGUCUGGGUCUGGGCGAGGAUGCGCCCCGUCGUCUGUCCUGGGAGAGGCGCAAGGACAGCAGUGCACUCCAGCGUUCGGCCAGCAUCGACUCCUUUGCCGAGAUUGUGUUUAGUGACCUGCCGCGCCCCUCGCUGGCCGUCACGGCGCCAGGUGGUGGUGGUGGUGGUUCCCCCUCGCCGUUCAGCAAGCGGCCCUCCGCCAGCAGUCUCUACUCGACAUCCUCCUCCGGCACCACAUUCGGCGCCCAGGCGCAGGCCCAGCUGAAUGUCAAUUACGGCGACCUGGGCUUCGGCUCUGGAGCUGGCUCCGCGACGGGGUCGAGUGGCGGCCACCUCCACCACCAGCACCAUCCAGGAAACGGGAGCAGCAGUGCCAGCAGCAGCCGGCGGGAGAGCAUGCUGAGUCCAUCCUCCACCAGACGCUCCAAGCUGACCAGAAUUAUAAACGACAACAUUCAAUCGCAGUCGCAGUCGCAGUCGUAUCGGGAGAGCGACACUGAAUCUGUGGACAACCAGGUCAAGCUGCGACCCAAGGAUCGGGAUAACUAUCCCACAUAUUAUCCAGCGCCGUUGCUGUCCACUCGCUGGUCCGAUCAGCUGACGCAGCAUGCGGCGGUAGCCAAGAUACGCACCGCCAUCUCCUGCCACACACAGGAUCUCAGAGAGAUGGAGUACCUACUGCCGCACUCGACACAGUCGCAGUCGCAGCUCUGCAUCUCCCGCCACUCGCAGCCGAAGAACGCCAAGCUGCGGGAUGACCAUGAUGACGAGGAGACGGCCGAUUCCGCCGACCUGGAGACGGCGCCACUUUCCGCCGGGGACGAGAACACGGCGGCCAAUGUGCAACAGCUAUCCGUGCACCGCCAGCCCGUGCAGCUGAGAACGAAAGUAACAGGCAACAUACCCCAUCCGCGUGCCAGCAAAAUGUCCAAGAAGCAGCAGAAACUGGCACAGGCACAGUUCGAAAAGCUGACCCAGAGCAACCUUCAUCUGCAUGCUCUGUUUUCGGCCGUGGAGCAUGGGCAUCUGGACAAGGCACGCACCAUCCUGGAGUCCACAGAUGUGGAUGUGAAUAGCAUUAACAAUGAUGGUCUCUCCGCCUUGGAUCUGGCCGUUCUCAGCAACAAUCGUUCCAUGACCAAAAUGCUGCUCCAGCACGGCGCCAUGGAGGGCUCUCAGUUUUCCGCGGAGAACAUUGGCAGCAAGCUCAAUGGCCUGCUGCAGGACGCCGAGUCGCGCAUCCACGAUCUGAGCGGACCGGAGGGCCUCUGUCCACCCAUUUUCGCCUCGCGACCCUCCAUCUCGAGCAUCAUAAUUGGAAACUCGAGUGCCUCCGUGACAGGCUGUACGGGCAGCGAGGUGGAGAAGCAGAUCGGCAUCUGGGAGCGUCGCGUCAAGGGCCUGCGACGGCUGCUGCUUGGCUGGGACCAGGCAAGGCCGCCAGAUGCGCCCGCCUCGGUGGUCGUAGAUGUCACCGGCGACAAUUCCAUCAGCGUACAAAUCUUGGAGCCCUUUGAGGGUGCCAUCGGCACGAAAUUUAAAGUUCAAUGGUCGACCCGCGCGGACUUCAAUAACGUGGUAGGCGAAAGCGAGCUGCUGGAAUGGGUGAGCUUCCAUGGCACAAUGGGCGCCCAGUGUCACAUAUCCGGCCUCACCCAGGGACGUCGAUACUUCCUGCGCGCCUCCUGCGGCAAUGUCAAGGGUUGGGGUGCCUAUCGCACCUCAGUUCCAGCUAGCGUGGUGCCAUCGACCUGGCGUGACUUGGACAAUCGUGAGGACCGAUUUGUGGGCCGUCACCGCAUUCUGGACAACCUCUUUACGGCCGUGCGUUUGGCCCGACCCGCCGAUGUCUCGGAACUCACACUAGAUCCUGCGGGCGGCCAGCGACGCAACCCCAAGAAAAAGACCACCAUCAAGCAGCUCUUUUCGGUGGCCUCCAAGUUCCAAAAGACCCUCAGAAGGGGCAUCUACUUCUCGUGCAUCGUCCACUGCGAUGACAAGGUGCUGGUGACCAGCGAGGACUUUCCGCCCGUCAUCGAGAUCGACGAAUCGUAUCCGAGUGCCCUGCACAUGGACUACUACUGGCUGAUGAAGGUGGCCUGCACCUGGGACGAUGUCAAGUCGCUGCGCUCCGACAUGGAGCGCAAUCUCACGUCUGCCGUUCACUUCCGGACAAAGCUUUUGUCUGCCGUCUGCCAGAUGCAGUCGGCGCUGGGCUUCACGGACCUCGGCCAGCUGUACUACAAGCCGCUGCGGGACUCGCAGGGCACUGUUGUCCUCACCUGCGUCCAGUCGGUGAAGAGCCAGAAGGCCGUCUCCAUACUCAACUCCCGCUGGCUGCCGGUCAGCAAGCUGCAGAAGAAACUCGGGGCCCUGCACGAGGACUACAACAUCAACGAGAUGCUCAUCUCCUCGAUUGGCGAGCAGAUGCACUACCAGCAGGCGGCCCUGCAGCGCCUGGAGCCGGGCCUCUAUCUGGGCUAUCUGAAAAUGCAGUGCUCCAUGGACCAGAUCCAGGUGGUGGUGCCUGUGAAGACCCCCAAUGUCCUGCCCCAUUGCAAGGUGCGCGAGAACAGCCACAUCACGGCCGAGGAGUGGCAGGUGCUACAUCGUAGCGGCGAUCCGCUGCGCCUCCCAUUGGAAUUCAGCUCGCCAGGUGGCGAACGGUCGGGCACCACAGAGGUGCAGCGCCUCUUCCUGUACGAUCUCACCAAUGCGAUGCACAAGCUGUUCGCUGGGAUGAACAUCAAGGCCUCGGAGGCCACCACCCACCGCCUCUAUGACGUGGAGGUGAUCGAGCACAGUCCCGACAUCAGCUUCCUGGUUGUGUGCCCCUCAGCGGAGUCGUCAUGCGCGGUGCCCGGGCAGUCGGAGCUCCUGCUGCAGCGUGACGAUCUGGCCAGCCUGAGCAUCCAGGCCUUUGAGAUGAUCCAUCUGCGCACUUACCAGCCGGCCAUUAUCCAGAAGUACGCCCGGCUCUCCUGCAUCCUGGAGCUGGACACAGCGCUGGCCACGCAUUCGCUGCGCGAGGCCUUCUCCAGCAGCGAACUGCAGGCGGCCAAGGAGCGACUGGCCACGCUGCAGGAGCUCAGCUCCAGCCUGACGCUAGUGUGGAAGAGCGUGCGCUGGCUGAUGGAUGUGGUGGCCUAUGCGCGCAACAAGAGUGCCCAGCCGUCGUUGGCCAUGCGGGAGAUCCUCGACUUUGCCCAGCUGCGGCAGGACGAGCUGUCCGCGGCGGGGGGCCAGUCCAAGCAGCUCCUGCAGCUCCCGAUACGCGAGAGCAAGUUCAACAAGACAGGCACUGGACGUGGCAGCUGGCCUGGACCCGGCACCAACGAGGAUCAAUCGCAGGGCAAGCCGGAGCACUCGAAGUCGGAGCAGAAUCUGGGCCAGACUGCAAUCACCCCAGUGGAUGCCACCACUUCCAAGCAACAGCAGCAGCAGCAGUCACAAAUGCAACAGCAACAACAGCAGCAGCUGUUGCAAGUAUCCACCAGCGAGUACGCAGGGUCCACAUGCUCAGAGGUGUCGCUGCGGAAGAACAGCGGCGACUCCAUGAGCUCCACCUACACGCCUCAGAGCUUCUACUCUGCCGUGGACUCCAUCUCGGAUAAGAACAGCAGCAGCAGCGUCUUUGCCCUGCCACCGUCACGCUCCGAUGACACUCUGGCGGAUGCAUUGCGCCACUCGCAGGCGGUGGCAGCUCAACGGAAGCGCACCAGCUCCAACAUCGGGCACCACACCUCGACGCCGCUCAUCACGGUGCAUAGUUCCAGCUCGGCUCCGUAUCUAGCCGGAUCGAGUGUGUCGCUCAGGAGUGGCAGCGGUGUCUUUGCCACGGAUCUGGAGCACAAGCCGCUAAAGCCGGCCGUGAAGGCCGCUUCCAGUGCCAAUUUGCGCGAAGGGGGACCCUACCUGAAGAGCACCCUGGCGGAGCUGAGGGCUGUGGGCGGCGAGGAGCCGGUGGCCAGCACCUCGAAGGCAUCCUCCACCAAGAGCCUUUCGCGCCAAAGCAGUGAAGAGGACUCGGCCAGCUGCUCCAGCCUAAACACGGAGCAGGUGUCGGGCAUCAUCCAGGUGUACACCGCCUACAAUACCGGACUGGCCAGUGGCACCAGCCUCAAGCUCAACGUAACCCCAAAGACGACCGCCCGCGAGGUCAUUAAUCUGGUGGUCAAGCAGCUCAACAUGGCCGUGGUGCUGAAAGGCAACAACGGGCCCAUCUACAGCGCCGAUAUGCUGGAGAACUUUUGCCUGGUGGCCGUGAUUGGAGCACGAGAGCGCUGCCUGCGGGACGACUUCAAGCCGCUGCAGCUGCAGAAUCCCUGGAAGAAGGGACGCCUCUAUGUGCGAAAGAAACACGAACUGCUGGCCGCCAUCGAGCACUCCAACCGCAAGUCGCAUUUGAUUUGAGCAAUCGGAGACUAUCAAUGGAACUAGCGAUGGAUAUAGGAAAUACAGAUUAAUGAAUCCGAUCCGACUAUUGUACAUUUGUUUGUGUGUUUGGUUCCACCCGUUCCACAUACCCGCACCGCACCGCACCGCUCCACGACAAUGAUCAACGAUGAUCGUCGACCAAUUCCCAAAUUAGACUGAAUUACUUAUGUAUGCCCCAAAAAAUGGCAAAUGAAUGGUAUUAUUAUAUUUUGAAUAGUUUAAAGUUCUACAUAAGACCCACCCACAUACAUAAAUACACAUACUAACUAGUAAUCCAUUCACAUACGAAUCGAACUACAGAUUGUUGUUAGUUUUUCUAGAUUAAAGCGUAGAAAGAGCGAAGAGAAGAGAAGAAAAGAAAAGGUUACACCAAUAUCCAAUAUCCAAUAUGAUAUGAUAUGAUAUACGAAUAGAUAUGUAUUAUAUGUGUGUGCAUCAAUGUAUUUUAUUGUAUGUAUUUCGGUAGAUUAGUGAACAAAAUGUUUUGAUUGUAUUUUUGUGAAAUUUUUAAGGGGCACUCACGCACACUCACACACUCGUAAUCUAAGCGAAACCCACUGGAUGUCAAUAUGCAUUUUAAGUGUCACUCUUGAUGUCUCCCGAUGUGUUUGAUUGUGUGUGUGUGUCCUUGACAAUUGCAAUUCCAUUGGCUUAAUGUUUAAAAGAAAUGUAUUAGUAUGUAAUCGGAAUCAAACCAACAACAACAAGAAAACGAAAAAUGCAAAUAUUUUUUAAAAAUAUAUUGGCACAACUAAAUGUUGAAAAAAACCAAACAAACAAAUAGGAAACUUUUAAUUCAAAUUCUAAAGAUUGUGUUUAUUAAAUGUAUAGCUACACGAAGUCCAGACCUACGUAGAUCCUCCUAACUAUCCUAAACUAGUAGUAAUCCUCCACUUUCCCCACUUGCAACUCGUGUUCUAUUCAAUUUUCUAUCUAUCUCAAUGUGCAGAACAGUAUGUGUCUAUAACUUUAAAGUAUACUACUAUAUGGGUACUCUUACAAUGCAAAAAAUACCUUAAUUAACAUAGUGGAAAUUCUUCAGAUAUAUGCAUGUGUACUAUAUGUAUUGUUGUGAACCAUAGACAAAGGAGUCCGUUUCAUUGUCAAGCUCAUGCCCCAAGUCCCAGUAGAAAUGUACUUUUUGUUCGCGACAGCGAUUCGAAUUUAGAUUGAAAGUAGAUGAUGGUGGAUAUACAUUUCGAAUCUUAUGAGAAACUACACAGGAUCACACUUACUUUAAAUGAAUGUGCAACACACGAGUCCACAACAGAUAUCGUACUAUUUAAGAUGUCUACGACCAACAUACGAUUUUUGUACAUUUUAUUCUCAUGAUUUUUGACGAGAAAAGAACGAGCAGAUUUUGAUACAUUUUUACUAUGGUUUACAAGUGUCCUAGGGCUAGUCGAAGCGCAGCAACGAAUGAACCAUAAGGCGGCCAUGCCCUCCUAACCCCCAUUUGCGUUCAUGCAACAGCAACAGCAACAACAACAGCAACAGCCCGGUUUCAAAUUUGUAUUACCGACAGACAAUUGCCUCAAUUCAAAUAGUCUCCUUCCCAUUCCCAUUCCCCUUCCCGGGAAAUGGUCGAGCAAACAACGAAACGUAUGCAAAGGCGAACAAAUUCCAUAUUGUAUGACCAGUUUUCUGUUUAUUAACUCGGAAUCGGAAUGCCAAUUAAACAAUUUCAAUUGUACGAUACACAGCGUCCGUCCCCAGAAGAGCGUUUGAUUUUACGAAUGGAUGCGAAACGUAUACAGAGUAUUAUUAUUAUUUUGAAUUGCGAUCAAGUGAGAUAGAUUAGUUUUUACGAUGCAAUCUAAUUGUAGCUAAUGUGUGGAAUAUGUAUAACCCAAAAGCAUCGUAUUGUUUCGAAAAUAAAAAAAUACACCUGUAAUUAGAUAUAUGUAUGUAGAGGAUGAACCUUAUCAAGUGUAACUCGUGAACACAAAUUGCAUGCCAGUACCAACAAACAUCCAUUAUCAAUUCCGUGUGUGUAUUAUUGGUGUGUGUUAACUGCUAUAGUGUAUUGUAUUGUAUUAUUAUCAACAAACAGAAUGAACAGCACUACUUGUCGUAAGAGAUAAUGUUGAAGCAAUGUAAGUGGCGGAAGGAGUCGCGUGGACGAGUACUGUAGAUUGGGAGUGUAGUCAAACUAAGAAUAAUGUGAGUACCGAAGCAUUCAAAGAAUAUUCAAUUAAAUUAAUAAAGACUCAACAAUUGUUAUGGUGUAAUCACAA